AUGACCAAAACGGUCGUUAACAAAGAGAAAGUGGACACCACCUGCUACUGCUGCUGCUGCUACGGUACGGGCCAAGAAAUUAGUGCAGUCAACAACAACAUUAACAUCGUUCACAGCAUUCUGCUGAACACAGGACAUUCGUACGCUGCCCGAGCAGAUCUCAAUUAUCGUCAAAAACAAAUUCUUAGAUUUCUUUCUUUAAUUUUGAACGGCUUCAAAACGGCGGGCACAGUGCUAAAAGUUGUUGGUGCAUCAUGGCAAAAGACCCGGAUUGGGACUUACAUACUUAUCGGUGCCGGUUUAUUGGUUAUAGGUGCCUUCUUCAUCGGUUACAUUGAGAGGCCAGAAUAUGAUGGCACGUAUUGUGCCACAGCAUUUUGGACCAAACAAGUUGGCUUCCAAAUCGAAUAUUGGAAACAACAAAAUGAUCUUCUUAACAUUCCAAAAGGUGCUGCUAGAAUAUGCUAUAAGGAUUCCAUAUAUGAGAAUGGCUGGGCUCAAAUCGAAAUUGAAACUCAACGUUCCUUUCCCGAUUGGGUGCAGGCCUACGGUGCUGGCAUAAUUGAGGGAUCAUUAACCUGGCAUCAAAUCUACAACCAAUGGGUCAACACAAUACAAUCAUCCUGUGAACGCGAUGAAGAUGCCCAAAACUUUUGUACCUGGCUACGAGAUCUGUUAACCGAAAAUUAUAUAAAAAUCAAAGAGACUGCCCUCCUUAGGCAAGACUUGGAACACUAUUGGCACCAAAUUGGAUUAUUCUUCUUUCAAUUGGAAGGUCUUGAGACUGGCUAUCGCAAAGGGGCAAAGAGAGCUCGUUCUGAUCUGGAGGAGGAAAUACCCUUCUCGGAUUUUCUUUUGAUGAAUGCAGCCGCCGAUAUUCAGGAUCUAAAAAUUUACUAUGAAAAUUUUGUGCUCAGCAGCGGCAGUAACGCAACAACAUCUACAUCAACUGGGGCGGCAGAAACGGUGCCAAGAAAGAAUUUCUAUCUGCCCAUGGCUUCAAUGCUUACAAAAAUCUUCCCAUCCGAUAAUUCAGGUUCUUGGCAGCUAUUGUUCGGCCAUAGCACGGCUGGCAGCUAUGCCUCCAUGUUAAGAAUCCAAAAACGCUACAAAUUCCAUUAUCACUUUGGCCCCAACCAACGGACCAAUACAGUGCCCGGUGUUGAUAUAACAUUCACCGGUUAUCCAGGCAUUUUGGCGUCAACAGAUGAUUUUUACAUUGUUAAGGGCAGACAAGUUCAGUCGGUUGUGGCUGGUGUGGGCAUGAAAAAUGAGAAUUUGGAUCUAUGGAAAUCCGUCAAUAUCAAUCAAGCAGUACUGUUGUCGGCCCGUGUAAUGGCUGCCAAUAGAGUUGCCCAAAAUCGUCGAACAUGGGCCAAAGCCAUGUCCAAGCAUCCUUACACCGGUUCCAAGCAAUGGAUUAGCAUUGAUUUAAAUAAAUUGGGACCCUUAGACUCACUCUAUCAAACACUGGCCGAAGAUGAUAGUUUCGACGACAAACCUGCCCCUCUAGACCCCAAGGACGAGGCGGUGAUUUCUGAACUUCACAAUCGUUACAAAGGCCUAAUAUGGAUUGCCGAACAAUUGCCUGGUCGCAUGCAUAUGAAGGAUGUUACUGAACGAUUUAUAAAUGACAAUAGCACAGCGUGGCUAGCUAAUGGGGUACCAUUUUUCGAUGAGUUGCUUGAGGUUAGUAAAGUCAACGUGGAUAGCUAUCCCAACGAUUUAUUGCCGACAGACAAUGAGAAGCUCACCAAUUUGGAGGCUGUGGAUUCAUUUCUAAGAACGCAUGGCUUCCGUGGUGAUCUGUUAGGUGAUGAGGAAUCUCUGGCUUAUGGUAAUACGGAUAUCAAACUUUUUGCCUACAACGCCCGACUGGGCAUUAGUGAUUACCAUGCAUUUGCCGGGCCAGUGUUUAUGCGCCUGCAACACAUGCAGCCCCGUUCAAUACCGGAACCAUCUAAUCCCGAGGGUCCCAUAAACUCUUCCAUUCUUGAUGAUCGCUUAAGUGUGACCAUCGACGAUGCUGCCGAACUGGCUGAAAUGGAAAUGAUUACUGAACGCCGACCAGUACGCAAUGAUAUGCGGGCAAUAGCAAUGCGUCAAACUGGGGCUGGUCCCUUCAAAUGGUCCUCGGUGUAUGAGAAAAUGUCCGACAUAAAACAUGCUGGUCAUCCGGAUGAAUGGAAUUUUGGCAAAGUAACACCAAAAUGGGCGUGGUAGCGCGCUCUCACUGUCAUCCAGCCAAAACAGUGCCAUCCAUCAUAUCCAAAACACUCCUAAUUCCUCAUUUUGAAACAUCACUUAACCAUAGCUCAUCGACUAAGCAAUAUAUUUUUAUUAAGUAAUUUUUUUUUAUAUAGUAAAUGUUUUUAGAGCAAUGUUUAAAUAAAAUAUUAAGAAGUGCGUUUUUAUACGAGAAACAUUUUUACAAAUAAAAAAAGUCAUCAUGAAAACUGGAUUUUUUUUGAAAGAAAUUUGAAACAAGUUGUAAAGUUUGCAUCCAAAAAAAGAAGAAAAAAUUUUAGUGCUAUAUUAGUAUGUAUAUUAAUUGUGUCCAAUAUAACUGUGUUCGUCAUCCAUAGUUGUAAAUGUGAUAUACAAAUUUAUAGAGUUAAUUGUAAAUGUUUGAAUGUUCAAAGUCUUCCAGUUUAUAACGAAACAAUUGUGCUUUUUAUAUCUAUAUUGAGAAAGAGUAGAAAAUAAUAGGCAUCUAUUUGAUGACGUACGAAAAAAAAGCAAAUAAAAAUCAAUUGCGAAAAAAGGUAUACCCAAUUUGAAAACAA
Molecule: messenger RNA, 2786 nt
Organism: Musca domestica (house fly)
Lineage: Eukaryota; Metazoa; Arthropoda; Insecta; Diptera; Muscidae
Gene: lama
Product: putative phospholipase B-like lamina ancestor
Exons: 4
Coding region: 1-2223 (740 amino acids)
Biological process (GO): phospholipid catabolic process
Cellular component (GO): extracellular region
Molecular function (GO): glycerophospholipase activity
Source: RefSeq, a predicted model, not a curated record